Molecule: messenger RNA, 1866 nt
Organism: Aspergillus ibericus CBS 121593
Lineage: Eukaryota; Fungi; Ascomycota; Eurotiomycetes; Eurotiales; Aspergillaceae
Product: cysteine protease ATG4
Exons: 5
Coding region: 239-1483 (414 amino acids)
Molecular function (GO): protein-phosphatidylethanolamide deconjugating activity
Source: RefSeq, a predicted model, not a curated record
CUUGUUGACAGUCUAUCUUGCCUUUCUUCAUACCUCCACGGUUCCACUACGGUCUCUUUCGCUGGAUUUAUGACUUCGAUUUCCGUAUAAUCGAACGGGCCGAGGAUAAUAUAUAAUACUAUCCAUCAGAGAGUGACGUACCGCCACACCCACCACUCUGCUCCACUCCACCACUGCUAGGAUACCACACCUGUGCGACCUGGGGUGGCACCACCUAUAUACCAGGACGAACGCAGCCAUGAACAGUGUGGAUAUAGGACGAUGCAGCAAACGCAUCGUACAGUACCUCUGGGAUCCAGAACCCAAGAAUGACGAAGAUCCAAAUGCAUCUAUUUGGUGUCUGGGAAUAGAGUACCCUCCUGAUCAUCAGGAUACACCCUCCGAGAGGAAGACACGUAAGGCUCUGCAGGAUCAUAAUGCAGACAACAGCGACUCCUGGCAGAACGCACCAGAGACGGCAAGGUACCAGAAAAGAACAGACCAUACCUGGCCAGAGUCAUUCCUCUCAGACUUCGAGUCUAAAAUCUGGAUGACCUAUCGAUCAAACUUCCCCCCGAUACCGAAGCUCGAGGGCGGCGACAUGAAUGCAUCAAUGACACUGGGGGUACGCCUGAGAAGCCACCUAGUAGAUACGCAAGGUUUCACGUCUGAUACUGGCUGGGGUUGUAUGAUACGAUCCGGUCAGAGCCUGUUGGCAAAUGCAAUGUCUAUGUUGCUUUUAGGGCGGGGUUGGCGACGCGGGGAGAGUUCCAAAGAAGAAGCGCAAUUGCUGUCGCUUUUCGCUGACGUGCCAAGUGCCCCUUUCUCAGUACACCGUUUUGUAAAACAUGGGGCAGAGUCUUGCGGUAAAUACCCAGGUGAAUGGUUUGGGCCUUCUGCGACUGCUAAAUGUAUAGAAGCGCUCUCAUCCCAAUGUGAACACCCAGUGCUCAAAGUAUACGUUACGAACGACACCUCAGAAGUCUACCAGGAUAAAUUCAUGAGUGUCGCGUGCAACAACUUUGGUGCGUUUCAGCCCACCCUGGUACUUCUAGGGACGAGGCUUGGCAUCGACCACAUUACGCCUGUAUACUGGGACGGCCUAAAGGCUGCCCUUCAAUUUCCCCAAUCGGUCGGGAUCGCAGGAGGACGCCCGUCGGCGUCUCACUAUUUUGUUGGCGCCCAGGGGUCGCAUCUAUUUUACCUAGAUCCACAUUAUACUCGUCCAGCGCUUCCAGUCCGGGAGGAAGGUGGAUCGUACUCGGCAGAGGAAGUGGAUACUUAUCAUACCCGGCGACUAAGAAGAAUUCACCUAAAAGACAUGGAUCCGAGCAUGCUUAUAGGCUUCCUUAUCCGCAACCAAGAAGAUUGGUACGAUUGGACCAACCGCGUACGAGCAGUUGAAGGAAGACCGAUAAUCCAUGUGCUCAAUGAAAUGAAUCCUGAUCACGGUCAGGAAGCGGAAGCCCUCGAUCAAGUGGAAGCAUUGGAUGAUAUUGAAUAGUAUUUGGGAAUCGGGGAUUGUGCAAUAAAGUGGUUCAUAUGUAGCACCACUUCCACUAGUGCCAAAGCAUCAUUUACCAAACUCACUUUUCAUCUCAUGAACAUGCAACUAAGCAAUCUGAUAUUCGAAUUCUGCUAGGGAAGGCAAAUCCGCGCAACCAACCCCAGAUCCGAGUUAUGUUACACCGCAUUCACGUCACGAAAACCAUAAAAACAUUUGGCCCAAGGGGAAAAAAGAAAUAAAGCCAUCCCAUGACACAUUAGAAAUCCCGCGAACACCCUGUAACCCACCACCUCAAAACCUUAACUGAUGACGAGGUAGCAAAAGAACAAUCCUGCAGAAAGAAAAGAGAAUAAAAACGAAAAUGCUUAUUUGGCAGACGA